This is a messenger RNA of Ixodes scapularis (black-legged tick), 466 nucleotides long. RefSeq names its product thyrostimulin alpha-2 subunit (gene Gpa2). Gene Ontology annotation, molecular function: hormone receptor binding. The transcript is spliced from 3 exons. Bases 1 to 369 code for a protein of 122 amino acids. Gene Ontology annotation, biological process: cell surface receptor signaling pathway. Lineage: Eukaryota; Metazoa; Arthropoda; Arachnida; Ixodida; Ixodidae. The record is from RefSeq and is a predicted model, not a curated record.
AUGCCGCACGUCAACCAAUUCGUGGCGGUCUUUGUUGCUGUUCUGGUCCUUGGUCAAGCCGGAGCAAAUUUUUGGGAGCGUCCGGGCUGCCACAAAGUCGGCCACACGAGACGGGUGAGCAUCCCGGACUGCGUGGAGUUCGACAUGACGACCAACGCGUGCCGCGGCUUCUGCACCUCGUACUCGAUCCCGUCUCCCGAGUACACGCUUCGCAUGAACCCCAACCAGGGGGUCACCUCCUUCGGACAGUGCUGCAACAUCAUGGAUACUGAGGACGUCAAAGUCCAGGUCCGCUGCCUCGACGGCCACAAGGACCUGACGUUCAAGUCGGCCAAGAGCUGCUCCUGCUUCCACUGCAAGAAGAACUGAUACGUCGCCGAGGCUGCUGCGUGAAUCCAUGAAGUCACAGACUGUCCACGCUUAACUAUAUAUAUACACAACUGCUGUCAUGCAUGUACUACAUUUU